AUGACACAGUGGAAUCUCGGAGUCCCCGAUGGAACACUGAGCGGACUGGAGAAGUUCGAAGCCCCCGAUCCUGCAGAGUUCGUUGAUCACGGAUAUGCCGUUAUCAACGUGGACUUGCGUGGUGCAUUCGAUUCUGAAGGGAAAAUGGCGAUGGUGGGAACACAGGAAGCGCAGGAUGGGUACGACUUGAUUGAGUGGGUUGCUCAACAGUCUUGGUGCAAUGGAAACGUCGGAAUGGCAGGCCACUCACACCUUGCUAUUGUGCAACGGUUUAUUUCUGCGUUGCAACCGCCAUCUCUGAAAGCCAUCGUACCUUAG
This is a messenger RNA of Penicillium arizonense, 318 nucleotides long. RefSeq lists its product as uncharacterized. The transcript has a single exon. Lineage: Eukaryota; Fungi; Ascomycota; Eurotiomycetes; Eurotiales; Aspergillaceae. Gene Ontology annotation, molecular function: hydrolase activity. The record is from RefSeq and is a predicted model, not a curated record. Bases 1 to 318 code for a protein of 105 amino acids.